Nezara viridula (southern green stink bug) is the source of this 330-nucleotide messenger RNA. Lineage: Eukaryota; Metazoa; Arthropoda; Insecta; Hemiptera; Pentatomidae. The record is from the annotation of a GenBank genome assembly.
AUGAGGGUUCGGGCAUGCGCAAAGGAAAAUACUGCACAUGACACAAGACGCCUCCCCCUCGAAGAGGACGGACAGAGAUGCCUACUGUGGAAGGCCGCAGUUGUCCAGACCUGUUUGGUUAGGUGGCGCGAUACCCGAUCUGUGGACAGGGCUAACAAGGAGCUUGGUUUUGGUACGGCGCCAUCAUGUUGUAUUAUCAUCGCUGCCAUCGGGGCCUUUCAUCUAGCCGCUCAUAGGGGUCGCCACUGUCUUCCCGAUGUCGCCCAGAUAGCUGCUCCGGAGCUCUUCUUAUCGAUGGCCGUUGAAGCUUCCAGUCCAGGGUUCUCCUAA